Hippocampus comes (tiger tail seahorse) is the source of this 3429-nucleotide messenger RNA. RefSeq names its product probable nuclear hormone receptor HR38. The coding region runs from base 247 to 1872 and encodes 541 amino acids. Gene Ontology annotation, molecular function: RNA polymerase II cis-regulatory region sequence-specific DNA binding; zinc ion binding; nuclear receptor activity. Gene Ontology annotation, cellular component: transcription regulator complex; nucleus. NCBI's taxonomy places the organism in Eukaryota, Metazoa, Chordata, Actinopteri, Syngnathiformes, Syngnathidae. The transcript is spliced from 7 exons. The record is from RefSeq and is a predicted model, not a curated record. Gene Ontology annotation, biological process: cellular response to corticotropin-releasing hormone stimulus; regulation of transcription by RNA polymerase II.
CAACGGAAUCCCGUAGUGCGUCAUUUGCACGUCCCGUCGACAAGAAAUGCCCUAUGAUUGGCCCGAGACCAGACGUCCCGCCCACCGUUCUGCCUCGAAUGGAAACGUGCCUCUGACGUCACGGUUACUCGCGUGUUCCCCUGGAAUAAAACCUGUCAGGGUGAGCCGAGAGGUUGUUCUUCAGCGGUAGACGCGGACGAAAACAAAGAGUUGCUGGUGCUGCUGUUGCGGUUCCGUUUUGCAGCCAUGACUUGCAUCCACCCCCUGCAGCACGGUUCCCAGCCCUACGACAACAACCUAGGCAGCUUGGAGCCUCACAGCCCGGACUUGUACUCCAGGCUGUUGGUGGAUCCAGCCGCCCCGCGGAACCACCCAUGCACCCCGUGCCUGCCCAGCGUCGGCACUCAGGCGGGCACUUUUGAUGCCUACACGUGCCCGACGAGCGCAGGCCAGGAGAGCCCGUUCAGGCUGGAUGAGCUCCAGGUUUACGGCUGCUACCCUGGCACCCUCAUGUUCACUUUCCCGGAUGAGACCGUCUCGUCUUGUGGCUCAAAUGAUUUCGCUGAAUCCAUCCCCAGCUUCCAAAAUCAGCAUACGCCCGCCUGGAACUCUUACUCACCUAGUCCAGGAUACUGGGCAGCUGAGGAGAUCCCAGCACCGCAUGUGCCGUCCUUCUUCACGUUUCCUGCGGGGACUGCAGACAAUGUAUCUCCUCUGGGGCAACCCCACCUCGAUGCUCUCGCCGAAGCGUCCUCACUUACCUUCCCUGCGCUGCCCAUGGAGCGGGCGUGCGGCCUGGAUGAAGCUGACCACUCGGAAGGGACUUUGCCACUGAAACUAAAAAGGCUGCGAGGGAACGUGGGCUGCUGCGCCGUCUGCGGGGACAGCGCCUCCUGCCAGCACUACGGCGUUCGCACCUGUGAGGGAUGCAAAGGCUUUUUCAAGCGGACGGUACAAAAGAAUUCCAAGUAUGUUUGCCUGACCAACAAGGACUGUCCCGUGGACAAGAGGAGGAGGAAUCGCUGCCAGUUCUGCCGAUUCCAAAAGUGUCUGGCUGUAGGAAUGGUCAAGGAAGUUGUGAGGACCGACAGCCUGAAGGGUCGCAGAGGUCGCCUGCCCUCCAAGCCAAAAGUAGUCCAGGAAGCGUCGCCCGCAGUGUCUCCAGUCAGCAUGAUCGCGUCUCUUGUGAGGGCUCAGAUCGACUCCAAUCCCAACGAAGAACACCUGAAUUAUUCCAAAUCCGAAGCAAUAGACAUCGGCGCAAACCAGAAAGAGGAGGCGAGUGACGUCAAAGAGUUCUACGACCUGCUGACAGCCUCCAUGGAGGUGAUCAGGAAGUGGGCCAAGAGCAUUCCGGGUUUCUCGGAUUUCUGCUCGCCAGAUCAAGAGCUGCUCCUGGAGUCAGCCUUUGUCGAACUCUUCAUCCUUCGUCUUGCGUACCGGUCAAACCCCGAAACGAACAAGUUGGUCUUCUGCAACGGCAAAGUGCUUCACAAAACGCAGUGCGUCAGAGGCUUCGGUGACUGGAUCGACUCCAUCUUGGAGUUUUCCCGAGGCCUCCAUCGCAUGAAACUUGACAUCUCCUCCUUCUCGUGCCUCACGGCACUGGUCAUCAUCACGGAGCGACAUGGUCUCAAAGAACCAAAACGCGUGGAGGACUUGCAGAAUCAGCUGGUUAACAGUCUUAAAGAUCACGUGUCGGACUGCCCGUCGUCGCGUCCCAACUAUUUGUCCAGAUUGCUCGGGAAGCUGCCUGAACUCAGGACGCUGUGCACUGAAGGCCUCCAGCGCAUCUUCUACCUUAAAUUGGAAGGUCUGGUCCCGCCGCCACCUAUUGUGGACACCAUUCUGAUGGAUUCCUUCCCAUUUUAAAUGGAAGGACUGAGACAGCACACGUGGAGUCAAAGACAAAGUGCGACCCUAAUUUGAGGGUUCUUUCUGAAUCAUGUUAUGUGAUGAGGGACAAUAAACAAAGCAGCUCACAGACCAAAGUGCUGACAGUUUUCCACUCAAGCUGCAAUGAAUGGAAUAUCUGAUGGAGGCAAGAUGGAAGGAUUGUCCGAACACUGACAAACCACACAUUGGGUUGCAAAAAUUCUGUGAAUUUUUCUAGUGGGAAACAUUCUAUGGAAACUAACAGGAAUUUAUGAGGAAAAUGGGAACAAAGCAGGAAUGAAAACAAAUUGAAGGAUCGUUCUCAAUGGGGAAUUUAAUUAGAGUUGGGGAAAAUAUCUUCUGAGUAUAAUCCUAUUUUAGGGCCGGUUCCCACAUAAAGAUAAUUUCUAUAAGAUGUGUGAUUUUCUCUGGAUAAUUUGCUCCAAAAGGAGUUGGACCGACAAUCUUAAAUAUAAAACGUGUUAAAUAUUUACGACCAAAAACCGUCAUGUGUGUGCGGAAAGCAGACUACUUACUGUACUGUGUCGGCAAGCAUAGCACCUUGCUGGAUGAACAGGAAAGUGGCAGUCAAUAAAACAAAAUACGUCCUACCCAUGUAGGCAACAAGAAUUUUCCAAAGCAAGACCUUUGUUGAUGACCGCGCUUUUUUUUUCAAUGCUCCCGCCUACCGUACUUUUAGGGAAAAACUUGGGGAACAUCGGCGCAUCAGCAGAACUGUCAUUUCAUUUUUGUAAGAUAACGUGAUCACACAAGAUUUCUGCCUCUGCCUGCUCGGAGUUUAGAUUAUUGGAACACAAAUACGACCAAAAUUGUUAAAUGUCUGAUUGUUUUUAACCUUCAUGUGAUCUUUUAAGAUUUGAAAAAUCCUUCUGUGACGACCAGGCCUAAAAAAAAACCCAACAGAUUUCAUGCUGAUGGCACCCUGAUUUAUGAGUGCCCCAAUUCUUGAGUAUUUCCAGUUGCUUUCUUGAAUUUGUGCUUUGUGUUGUGAGCCAAAAUUUGAGGUAUGAUUGUGCUUGGGAACUAAAUUGGAGCGGUGAAGGUACUGCAAUGCCCUCGCAUGUGGGCAAGGAGAGCUUGCUCUGUUUUGCAUGAGUGUCUGCUUUUGAUAACAUUUUUCCGCCCCCAAACCAAAACAACAACGGCACGUUUGUGGAACAUUGACAAUCAAAUCGCAUUCAAAGACAGCGGGCCUUUUUCAAUUAUUUAGAUUGGUCAAUAAUUUGUCAAUGAAAUAAAUAAAUAAACAUUGAAAGAGUUAAAACACUGAGGAGUUACCAAUGGUAUAGAUUUUUGAACAAAUAUGAAAUUUGCCAAAUUUGGACAUGGGAGAUUUUCGGCUCAUCACCCUCAAUUCCUAGUUACUUCCCAUAAUUCCCACAGAAAGUUUCCAGUAUUGCCAAAAAUCCUUUACAUUAAGUUCUCAUGAAUAUGUAAUGGAAAUGUACUGGAAAUUUUCCAGCCUUCUGCAACCUUGUGUUGACCUGUUUUUUUUUUUUUUUUUUUAAUGUAGCUUUUGUUGUUGGGACAAGU